Molecule: messenger RNA, 2234 nt
Organism: Triticum aestivum (bread wheat)
Lineage: Eukaryota; Viridiplantae; Streptophyta; Magnoliopsida; Poales; Poaceae
Exons: 2
Coding region: 1603-2145 (180 amino acids)
Source: RefSeq, a predicted model, not a curated record
CCGAGCCUCCAUUUCUUUUCCUACGGACGGCCCGACGCUGCGACGACCGCCGCGAUGGGCCGAUGGCCACCGCGUACUGGGCGAGGUGACGAAAUCCCCCCACGCCGGCCGCUUCCCGCCGCCCCUAUCCUAGGCUUUCUCCAACACGAGACGAGAGCUCUGCUCAUCCCCACCAUGGAAUCCAAGGUCCGCCGCUGCGCCGUCGCCAGAUCUACACUCCCCAUGAGCUCGUCGGGCGAUACACCUCCACUUCUCUUCUCUAUGGAGAUGCUCCAGUGCUGUGCGCCACACGAUCUUGCCGAGCUCGUGCUUCGCAAGCUCCAGGGGAGCGGCGGCGCCUGGGCGCUCGCGUAUCCGCAGAUGGGCUCGUUCUUUACAGCCCUGCAUAGCCUCCAUUCUGGGCUGGCACGCGAGCAAUCAGCUAUACGUACUAGGCAAAAGUGCUGAACAACGGUUUGGCUUGCUAUGAUUUUAUUGUGUGCAUCGACUCUGCUCAGUGCUCACCAUGAGCAUCGAUUGGUUGUUUCGCUUGCUACUGCUAGUGUUCUCUUCGUGUUGGUUUGUGCAGGAGUGAUUUGAUAAGUUGGUUUAUAUUUCUGCAGUCAAUUUCUCAUGUUUUGCAGCUCUAAUUUGAUGUUUCAGAUUGAAGUUUUGAUGAACAGAUAAUGAAAGCAGGGUAAGCAAAAGUUGCUCUGUCAGGAUUUUAUCUGAUGCAUUUCCCACGGACCGAUCCAGGCGAGUCUAAUUUCACUGGUUUUAUUGGUGCACUGUAUUUUACCAGUGUAACUUCUCACAGGUGACAGGUGUAUAUAGUUACGGGGUUGCCAAGCAGAUCCUUAGUGUUUCAACUCUUUAGUCUUAUAUAUGUUAACGAGGGGAGUUGAGUGAACUCGUUAAUAACUUAUAUUUGACUAAUAAAAUGUGAUUUUUAUGCCUAAAAGGUAUAUUGAUGUGGUCAAAUGUAGGCUCAAAAUUUAAGUGGACUAAUAAACUCGGAUGGUGGAGGAAGUAGCUAUUUUCUUAAUAGAGGAUGUUAGGUAGGCUAUGAUAUUUGUUAUGUAGUCCACAUGGAGCUGAACGGGCUGUAUAUUUGAAUAGCGUUGCUUGUCGUUCAGCUUAACAGGCUGUCCGUUCGAAUCUUUAACGACUGCCUUGUUUGCUGUUGGUCAAGAUAUAAGCAAAUAAUUUACUCCUAAGGACCCAGCCUUAGCCCCAACCACCAAGGCGUGUUAGGUGGAGUCAACAACCUAUAGCCUGCUGUGAUACAUUGGAUUGCGCUGCUCUUUGGUUCCUACCUGCUCUGCAUUGAUGUGUCUGAGUUGAAUUCCUCUCCCCCUUCCAGCAGUAUCCCAAGCAGGGCCUCUACUACAUGCAGGUAAGAUCAAUGGAUCCCUCAACUGCAUAAAGGCAUGCGAUUUUCUCUCCAGUUUUCUUUUGUGCACGGAUAGCGCAUGGAUUGGUCUAGCUAGCUAGAGUUCAUAUUCUUCCAAAACAUUUAUAUCCAUAUUAUGAAGUAGAUCGAGCAUGCAGAUGAUAUUUACAAAAAUUAAAAGCAUGCGCAUGAUAGUCUUAUUGGACUGACCUCAACUCUUCAGGCGGAGGAUGGCACGCCGUAAGAAGCUUGUUGAUGACAGCGGGUGGAAGGAUGUACUGUUUGCCAACGAAUACGCCCUGCUCAUGGGGUACCUGUCCAUGGCCGUCAAGGGCCUUGGUUUUCUGGUGCUUACUUGGACCACCGUGGUUCUUUUGGGUGGCUUCGUCUCUACACUGCAGAAGAAGGAUUUCUGGUCUCUUACAUUCAUCACCCUAGCACAAACAGCUGGGAUUUUCGAUGUUCUUCUGACUGAAAAGCUAAGCUAUAUUGGGGAUUCAAUUUCGGCCAUUAUAUCUGUUCGAUUGGCCCUGUUUGAUGAUCACCCUUUGCAGCGUAAACGCCAGGUGCUGGCAACUGUUGUAGCCACUGUUCAACAAGUAGUAUUUGUCAUUCUAUUGUGCCCUCUGGCGACUGUCUACAUGUUUGGGUUGUUAAUCUCUGCGGGGAUUUCUGUGUGGCGUCUGAGGCAACAUGAUUACGGGAGUGAUGCCGACGGACUUGGAAACCUGAAGCCGGCGCUCGACAUCUUGUAUUCCAUUGCUCUACUCUAGGGUGUGAUUUUCUGUUACAAAACCUUAUUUGGUUUUGCAAAGGGAUCUGUAGUGAAUGCAAUACUCAAAAGAGAACAUUUUGGUAAUCA